AUGGCCACUCCGAAGACCUGGAAGUCCCCUCUUACUGGCUACGAGAACGCUGAACCUCUCCCAGACACUCGCCACGAGGACGGCAAGUCCUUCAACCCUCCUGCGCCGCUUUCGAAGGCGUACGAAUCCGUCACCGAACCGACCCUACCGAUGUCUAAGAACGGAUUCGCCUUCCACAUCUACUUCAUGCAGAGCAAGCCGUCAGAAGUCAAGUACGCUCACGAGCUCCAUGAGCGUAUUCGGCGCGAAUUCCCGGAGUUAAGGAUCUACCAAGUCUGGGAGAAGCCCGUCGGCACAUAA
This is a messenger RNA of Peniophora sp. CBMAI 1063, 300 nucleotides long. Lineage: Eukaryota; Fungi; Basidiomycota; Agaricomycetes; Russulales; Peniophoraceae. The record is from the annotation of a GenBank genome assembly.